Messenger RNA from Sphaeramia orbicularis (orbiculate cardinalfish), 2797 nucleotides. RefSeq names its product dystrobrevin, beta b (gene dtnbb). Bases 240 to 2045 code for a protein of 601 amino acids. Gene Ontology annotation, molecular function: zinc ion binding. Lineage: Eukaryota; Metazoa; Chordata; Actinopteri; Kurtiformes; Apogonidae. The transcript is spliced from 21 exons. Gene Ontology annotation, biological process: synaptic signaling. Gene Ontology annotation, cellular component: synapse; plasma membrane. The record is from RefSeq and is a predicted model, not a curated record.
UCUGCUGCUGGGGUGCCGAUGAUGCGGAGCGGAGCCCUGGUCCAUUUCUGUGAGCGGCUACAACCGCAGUUCCAGAGACUGAAGUCGAAUGAGACGGGAGUGCGGGCUGAGAUGAUGACGGAUGAUCCGAACUGCGGCUCAGCGCGCGCACAGCUGUAACGGCGGCGGACACACGCGUGGAUUCGUCAAAGGGUCGACGUUUAGCUCAUCACUUUGUUUGACAUUCAGCUGGUGACAGAAUGAUCGAGGAGGGCAGCAAACGAGGCAAGGCCAUGGUGGAGAAGAGACAGCUCUUCAUGGAAAUGAGAGCUCAAAAUUUUGACGUUAUCAGACUGUCAACGUAUAGAACAGCCUGUAAACUGCGGUUUGUGCAGAAGAGAUGCAACCUUCAUCUGGUGGAUGUCUGGAACAUGAUCGAAGCCUUUCGUGACAACGGGCUCAACACAUUGGACCACAAUGCUGAGAUCAAUGUUUCACGGCUGGAAACGAUCUUAUCUUCCAUCUACUACCAGCUCAACAAGCGGCUGCCCACCACGCACCAGAUCAAUGUGGAGCAGUCCAUCGGGCUGCUGCUCAACUUCAUGGUGGCCACCUAUGACAGUGAAAGCCAUGGAAAGCUGACAGUUUUCUCAAUGAAAGCCAUGCUGGCAACGAUGUGUGGAGGAAAAAUUGUAGACAAACUACGUUAUAUUUUCUCACAGAUAUCGGACUCCAGUGGAGUCAUGGUGUUUGCUAAGUUUGAUCAGUUUCUUCGGGAGGUGUUGAAGUUGCCCACAGCCGUGUUCGAGGGACCCUCCUUUGGAUACACGGAGCAUUCAGUGAGGACAUGCUUCCCCCAGCAGAAGAAGAUCAUGCUGAACACCUUUUUGGAUGUGUUGAUGGCAGAUCCUCCUCCUCAAUGCCUUGUAUGGCUGCCACUCAUGCACCGACUUGCUAAUGUUGAAAACGUCUUCCAUCCGGUUGAAUGUUCGUAUUGCCGGAGUGAGAGCAUGAUGGGUUUCCGGUAUCGGUGCCAACAGUGCCAUGGCUACCAGCUCUGCCAGAGCUGCUUCUGGCGUGGCCAUGCCAAUGGUCCCCAUAGCAACCAGCACCAGAUGAAGGAACACUCAUCUUGGAAGUCUCCGGCUAAAAAGCUGAGCCAUGCCAUCAGUAAAUCCCUAGGCUGCGUCCCGAUCGGUGAGCCACCGCAUCCUGUGUUCCCAGAGCAGGCCGAGAGACCGCAGGAACUCACCCACACUGUUCAGCCGAAACCAGUGGCCAACAACAUGAACGACACAAUGCUCAUGUCCUCUGGGGCACCCACUCCUACCAAAAGUGUCUUGGAGAGUCCCAGCCGACUAGAUGAAGAGCAUCGCCUCAUUGCUCGCUACGCUGCCCGCCUAGCAGCCGAGGCAGGUAACUCCACGCAACAGUGUCCUCCGACAGAUCUGAGUUUUAAUUUCGAUGCCAAUAAGCAACAGAGACAGCUGAUUGCAGAGCUGGAGAACAAAAACAGAGAGAUCCUCCAGGAGAUCCAGAGGCUGCGUUUGGAGCACGAACAGGCGUCUCAGCCAACCCCAGAAAAAGCACAGCAGAACCCCACGCUUCUUACUGAGCUACGGCUUCUAAGACACAGGAAGGAUGAGCUGGAGCGGCGCAUGUCAGCCUUACAAGAAAGCAGACGGGAGUUGAUGGUGCAGUUGGAAGGACUCAUGAGGCUGCUAAAGGAUGAGGAACAGAAGCAGGCUUCCCAGUCCGGAAGCUCCCCUCAUUCGUCCCCCAGUCACGGUGCGGGCUGCUCCAUGCCCAUGCCCAUUCGCUCCACUUCAGCUGGGUCCACCCCGACUCACACACCACAGGACUGCCUGGCAGGAGUGGGAGGGGAUGUGCUGGAGGCAUUCGCUCAGGGUGUACCUAGAAAUCUUCGGAAUGAUCUACUAGUUGCUGCUGAUUCAAUCACAAACACCAUGUCUUCGCUGGUGAAAGAGCUCCACUCAGUGGACGAUGGGGGAGAUGAAGAUGAGACCAACAUGAGGAACGGAGGAGACAGAGAUGAAGCAGAAUGAACAACACAAAGCACAGUGAGAGUACAGAAGCACUGAGGGAAAGAGACGACCAUCCCAUCCUGUAAGGACAUACAGUCAUCAACUGGGAAGAAUCAGUAACAACAACUAAAUCUCCCCUGGCAUUAGCACGUAGAUUAAUGCAUGCUGUAAUCUAACAGGAUUUCACUAUGUGAAAAAAAAAAAAAAGUUUCGCCGCACCUUGCAGGUAGCAAGAUGUGUCUAAUUAGCGAGUGUGUUUGUUGUCCUGUAUACAAAAACUACUGUAAUUACCCAACAAGUUCCCUUCUGACUGCUAAGGAAUGGCUUGCUGUGCUUUCUCCCCUAACUCUUUUAUUGCAGCUGAUCAUUCUGUAUAUAAAACUGUAAACACACCACCUUGGGAACACUGCGAUGCGGAGGAGGCCUCAAGUCGAAACAUGUUCCCUGUUGUUGCUUUUGUAUAAUUAGUGCUAGCAUUUCUUUGAAUUUUUUGGUUUUGAAUCAUUUUUGCAUGAACUUGCACUCAUGUCUGGGUUUCAGUACUGUACCAUGCUAUGCCAGCUCCUUGUGGGUUUAUGAUGACAGCUGGGGUGUCAGAAAUGUCCUGCUUCCAAAUUCAUGCUGUGUGUUUACAUUCACAUGUGUAAUCUGAGGUGUUGUCUACUGUUGAGCAGUUCAUAUGUGGCAGGGGUUCCUUACUUUACUUAGUACAUACUGUACUUUGUUUUUAUUCGUUCAGGACAACGCACGUUGAUGAACAUCAGUGUAAAAAA